Molecule: messenger RNA, 3413 nt
Organism: Aptenodytes forsteri (emperor penguin)
Lineage: Eukaryota; Metazoa; Chordata; Aves; Sphenisciformes; Spheniscidae
Gene: ANPEP
Product: alanyl aminopeptidase, membrane
Exons: 19
Biological process (GO): proteolysis; peptide catabolic process
Cellular component (GO): cytoplasm
Molecular function (GO): metalloaminopeptidase activity; peptide binding; zinc ion binding
Source: RefSeq, a predicted model, not a curated record
UCCUGAGCUGCCGGUUUUACUCCCUGCUGCAGCGGCACUGGGUGUUAGUGCUCCUGCAAGGCCGGGAGGAGGGCGGGUGGAAGGCUCAUCCCAGGGGCCAUCGCCAUCCUGAGCCUCAUGGUCGUUUAAUACUUCACCCAUUAACUUAGACUAAUAAACCUUGUGGGAGCGAGAGGCUAAAAGCCGUGCCAGCCGGGCAGUGCCUCCUUCACGAGCACCGCUCCUGCAGCCCCGCCAUGGCUGCCGGCUUCUUCAUCAGCAAGAGUGUGGGCAUCGUGGCCAUUGUGCUGGGCCUGGGGGCCGUGGCCACCAUCAUCGCGCUCUCAGUGGUGUAUGCCCAGGAGAAGAACAAGCCAACAGAUCCUGGCAUUGCCGACACCACCACCACCACGGCUGCCCCCCCCUCCACUGCUGCCCCCAACACCACCGCUGCCCCCAACACCACCGCUGCUCCCAACAAGCCCUGGAACCGGUGGAGGCUGCCGACGACGCUGAGGCCGGAGUCCUACGAGGUGACCCUGCAGCCCUUCCUGACGCCCGAUGCCAACAACACGUACAUCUUCAAGGGCAACAGCAGCGUGGUCUUCGUCUGCAUGGAAGCCACUGACCUCAUCCUCAUACACAGCAAGAAGCUGAAGUACACCCUGCAGGGGCCCUUCCACACCUCACUGCAUGCGGUGGAUGGCUCCAGCGUGCCCCACAUCAGUAACACCUGGCUGGAGACCCCCACCCAGUACCUGGUGGUGCAGUUGAAUGGCCUGCUGCAGCAGGGCCAGCGCUACCGGCUUGUCAGCAUCUUCACAGGGGAGCUGGCUGACGACUUGGCCGGCUUCUACCGCAGUGAAUACGUGGAUGAGUCGGGCAACAAGUAGGUGGAGGGCAGGGGGCCAAGGUGGGGGCGCAGGGCUGGCCUGGGGGUGGUGGAGGGCACGGGCCAGGUUUGGGGCUCCUCUCUCACUGGGACAGCGGGAUGAGGCUGCGGGGUAACCUCCCUCCCUCUGCUCCCUGCAGGCACCUGGCAGCAGCAGAUCGACGGGAAGAGCUGGAACGUCACCGAGUUCCAGACCACCCCCAAAAUGUCCACCUACCUGCUGGCCUUCAUCGUCAGCCAGUUCAGCUACGUGCAUAACACCUCGGGGAACGUGCUGAUCCGCAUCUGGGGCCGCCCCAAGGCCAUUGCCGAGGGCCAGGGCAACUAUGCGCUCAAGGUGACUGGCCCCAUCCUCAACUUCUUUGAGAGGCACUACAACACGGCGUACCCGCUGCCCAAGUCUGACCAGGUCGGCCUCCCCGACUUCAACGCGGGCGCAAUGGAGAACUGGGGGCUGGUGACCUACCGGGAGAACUCAUUGCUCUUUGACAAUGUCUACUCCUCCAUCGGCAAUAAGGAGCGGGUGGUGACUGUCAUCGCCCACGAGUUGGCCCAUCAGUGGUUUGGGAACCUGGUGACACUGCGGUGGUGGAACGACCUGUGGCUAAACGAGGGCUUCGCCUCCUACGUGGAGUACCUGGGUGCCGACUCAGCAGAGCCCUCCUGGAACAUUAAAGACCUGAUGGUGCUGAACGAAGUGUACAAGGUGAUGGCGACGGAUGCCCUGACCACCUCCCACCCGCUUUCCUUCCGCGAAGAUGAGAUCAACACCCCGGCCCAGAUCAGCGAGGUCUUUGACAGCAUCUCCUACAGCAAGGGAGCGUCGGUGCUGCGGAUGCUCUCCGACUUCCUCACUGAGGACGUGUUCAAGAAGGGGCUGCAGUCCUACCUCCACACCUUCGCCUAUGGAAGCACCACCUACACGGACCUCUGGUCUCAUUUGCAAAAGGCUGUCAUGGAGAACAAUGUCUCACUGCCCAACUCCAUCAGCAAGAUCAUGGACCGCUGGACGCUGCAGAUGGGCUUCCCCGUGGUGACCGUCAACACCCUCACCGGCACCGUCAGACAGAACCACUUCCUGCUGGACCCCACCUCCGUGGUGAAGAGACCCUCUGCCUUCAACUAUACCUGGAUCGUCCCCAUCACCUGGAAGAAGCAUGAGACCACUGGGGGCAGGUACUGGCUGACCAAACGCUCAGCAAUCAACAACCAGUUCAAGGUCAGCAGCGCCAGCUGGCUCCUGCUGAACCUGAAUGUCAGCGGGUACUUCCGUGUCAACUACAACCCAGAGAACUGGGACCAGCUCCUCAGACAGCUCUCCACCAACCACCAGGCCAUCCCCGUGAUCAACCGUGCCCAGAUCAUUGAUGACGCCUUUAACCUGGCCAGGGCCAAGUACGUCAGUGUGACCUUGGCCUUGAACACCACACGGUUUCUGAGCCGGGAGACAGCGUACAUGCCCUGGGAGGCGGCACUCAACAAUCUCCAUUACUUCCAGCUGAUGUUUGACCGCAGUGAGGUCUUCGGGGUGAUGACGAAAUACAUGCAGAAACAGGUGAUGCCCCUCUUCAACCACUACAAGAACAUCACCAAUGGCUGGAUCAACAUCCCCAGUGGCCUGAUGGACCAGUACAACGAGAUCAAUGCCAUCAGCACAGCCUGCUCCUACGGCAUCACCGAGUGCCAGAACCUGUCCACUGAGUACUUCCGCAAGUGGCAGCAAAAUGUCAUCAAGAACCCGAUCCCCCCGAACCUGCGCUCCUCCAUCUACUGCAGCAUAGUGGCCACGGGCGGGGAGGAGGCCUGGAACUUCAUCUGGGAGAGGUUCAAAGAGGCCACCGUCGUGUCCGAGGCUGACAAGCUCCGCACAGCCCUCUCCUGCAGCCCCCAACCCUGGAUCCUCAGUCGGUACCUGCAGUACACCCUCGAUCCCAACAAGAUCCGGAAGCAGGACGCCACCGCCACCAUCAACAGCAUCGCCAGCAACGUGGUGGGGCAGCCCCUGGCCUGGGACUUCAUCCGCGGCAAAUGGAGGAUGCUCUUCAGCCAGUACGGGGGUGGCUCCUUCUCCUUCUCCCGGCUGAUUUUAUCAGUGACCCAGCGGUUUUCCACGGAGUUUGAGCUGCAGCAGCUGGAGCAGUUCAAGGCGGACAACCAGGACAUCGGCUUCGGGUCAGGGACACGGGCGCUGGAGCAGGCCCUGGAGAGAACCCGCGCCAACAUCAAGUGGGUGAAGGAGAACCAGGAGACGGUGCUGGCCUGGUUCCAGGGCGAAACCGCCUCCAUCUAACUGCAUGGCCCCGGCCGCUGUGCACCCUCUUCCCAGCCCGGCUGCAGGGCUGGCUGGCACAGGAUGGGCUGCGGGGGCCGAGCCUGAAGCUCCCAGACCCCACCACCCCGUGGCUCGGCUAGACCCUCACCCACUCCCCAGCUCUGCUCACUCCAUCCUCUCUGGCCCCCACCCUCAAAUGCUCCCUCCCGGUGGCCCCAUACCCCUCCCGGGCCAGCCUGGCCGGGUCCUUCACUGCUCCUGAGGGGCAGG